Molecule: messenger RNA, 1609 nt
Organism: Haliotis rubra (blacklip abalone)
Lineage: Eukaryota; Metazoa; Mollusca; Gastropoda; Lepetellida; Haliotidae
Exons: 5
Coding region: 32-1609 (525 amino acids)
Source: RefSeq, a predicted model, not a curated record
UGCUGGAACAGUGCACAUCUCCAGAUACGACAUGCGAUCCACCGCCUUUUGGUUGUGUGUAGCGGCCAUCGUGUCUGUCAGAGACGCUGCAGCAGGUAUAUCGAGGAAGGUGUCUUGCUUUAAGCCUGUCCCUCCAUCUUCUACCACUGCAACAUCUGCUACCUCUACGACGACAACGAACCAGCCAUCCUUCAAUAUCGACUUACUCUCAACACUUCCAUGGGGAAACGAUACCUUGCAGAAUGGUACCAACGACUCGGGCGAUUUGGGGCAACCAGACCAAGAGACUCCACAACCCUUCGGACCCUACGUUUACCGGGGGCCUCAAGGCGGGGUGGCGACUAGGCGCGGUUACAUAGAACCAGACGAGGAAUGGUGGGACGAGGAACCGGAAGACUGGGCACCGAGGAAUCGUGGUAACAAUUUUAGGUCUGAAGGCAACAACAACGGUUGGACAAAUAACAGACAGGGGGGAAUGGGUAACCGGGGCUGGUAUAGGGAGCCUGAUGAGGAAGAAGAGGAGAUUGAGGAAGAAGAGGAGGAGGGACCUCGCUCUGGACGCUCUAGGAAUCCUUGGUCAGGAAAUAGAAACUGGGGUGGACCAGUAAAUGCAGUGAAUGCUAGGUCGGCGUUUGGUCUGAGCAGGACACCAACGAAUGGCUGGACCGGAAAUAACAUGUGGAGAGGACAAGAGUCGGACCGGAAACGGAGGCAAGUGGCCGUUGUAUCGGGUAAUGUGUCAUGUGACCCUUUACAUAAGAUCAGAAUUGUCAAGGUGACAGCAGGCUACUCUCAUGACGGCGUGUGUGACAGCAGACGUCCAAGAUGUCGGAGGGAUGCUACUUUAGAUGAACAGGUGGCGCUUUGUGAUGGCGCUCAGUCAUGUGACCUCAGCUAUGAACAGACGCCAUUCGCAGAAUGUCCUCGACCAAUUAAUUUCGUCACCGUUGAAUAUGAUUGUUUGCCAGAUGACUCCACAUUUGGCAUAUGUGACCUGACUAUUACAAGUAAAAAUGGCCCUGUCAUAGUUACCUCACCUGGCUAUCCAGGAGGCACUUCCGGGAGGGCGGGAGAAUUCAUGACAUGUGAGUGCGUCCUGAGGACGGAGCCCAACUCCUCCAUCACCAUCUCGGCCCUGACAACUAGCAUGGCAGGCAACGAGACUCUCUGUACUGAGGAUAUGCUUCUUAUGGAGAUGAAGACCCACCCCGAGGCCAAAAAGUUCAAAGUCGUGGGGGAACUGUGUGGAAAGACUCGACGGGAUGCCCAACCUCUCGCCAGCAACGUCCUCCGCAUGACCUACCUUACUGAGAUUCCAGCAGUGGCCGAUAGGACUGGCUUCCGCGGCAUAUUCGAAGCCCAUGGACCCAACGCGACCAGAGCUGCUCUGCUGAUGACCUGCCGCGACAUCAGUUCAGUCCCGGCCAUCACAGAACAGGGGACGCAACCCAGCAACGCACAAAGUGCAAGAAAUCCCGUAACAACAUCAUCCCCCACAGUGGAGAAGACGACAGCAUCCAUAGCUUCUGCUGGUGGUGUGGGUGCCGUCAUGGGAGGGGCGGGGAGCGACCCGGUAAAGGAGGAUUCGGGUGCUAUACCAGGUACGUGA